Parascedosporium putredinis is the source of this 2412-nucleotide messenger RNA. Lineage: Eukaryota; Fungi; Ascomycota; Sordariomycetes; Microascales; Microascaceae. The record is from the annotation of a GenBank genome assembly.
AUGUGCGGUCCCAUUCACAAGACCGCCCUUUCCGGUGCGAAACUUGCCAUAAGGCGUUUGGUCGACAGUAGGUUUGCCCAAGACCUACUCAAGAGGCACAUGUCCUGCCACGACCCGAGCGAACGACGCGGCAAGCGACAGAGGCGACACCAGAACCAAGGCCCGCGCGUCUCUCAGGCCUGCAAGGCGUGCGCGGCCGCCAAGCUGAAGUGCGACGAGAAUCCGUCAUGCAGCCGCUGCCAGCAGAGAGGCAUCCUCUGCCAGCGUGAGUCCCGAACAAUGGAUAGACUGAUGGCGGUUGCGGACAGUCCGUCAGCAGGCGCGCAACCCGCAUCGGCCAUUAGCCCGCCCUGCACCGAAUCCAGCAAAAUCACCAUGACCCAGAGUAGCACCGACGGCCACAGCACCACCACGCCCACCCCCGACGGGAACCCUUCCCCUCUUUUCUCUAUCCCUAGGUCCCCCUCAACACACCUCCAUCUCGGCCUCGGCCAACCCGCCACCCUCGCCGAACACGAUUUCUCCAGCUUCCUCCGCGAUGUCGUCACCGCCGUCGAGCGCCCCGCGACCACGACCGUCACGACGACCGCCCACUUCGGCACUCUCGACGAGCCAGACUUCGACACCGCGCAGGCCCUCCACGGCCUGCUCGACUUCACCAUCGACGGCGACUUCGGCUUCGAGGACGUCGCCAUGGGCCUCUCCAACCUACCCACCAGCCCGUCCCACUACUUCGCCGCCAUCCAGCCCCUCAGCUCCGCCUCCGCCACGAACAGCAGCCACCCGGGCGCCCCCGGCCCCGGCCACCAGCAGAAACACAUCGCGCUCGGCAUCGAAGCGCCGGCACCGGCAUCGAGAGCCUCUCCGCGCUGGGGCCCAGCCCCCGAGUCCUUCAACGUGCCCCAGUUCGAGCCCGACCAAUCCCUAGCCGACAAGAAGAUCCCCGUCACCGCGCGGGACGAGAUCCUCUCCAUGGUCCUCAGCAACUGCCGCCCCGAGAAAAAGAGGCUCGUCACCAAGGCGUUCCCGGCCCCGGCCCUGCUCGACACGCUCAUCCGCGCCUUCUUCUCCUACCACCGCUACGAGGUCGACUCCUUUGUCCACGAGGCCUCCUUCAACGUUAGCCAGCAGAGACCCGAGCUCCUCGCCGCCAUCAUCUCGUCCGGCGCCACGCUGACCGACUCCAAGCUGCUGCACACCGUCGGCUUCGCCAUGGAGGAGACGCUUCGCUCCUCGCUUCGCCAGGUGUGCGAGGAGGAGAACGCGGCCACGCGCAAGUUGUGGGUCCUGCAGGGGUUCACGUGCCACCUCGAGGUCGGCAUCUGGAGCGGAAUCAAGCGGAAGAUUGAAAUUUCCGAGAGCCACCGACAACACCCAUAUACGCAGAUGCUUCGCCGCGCAGGCAGAUUCAACGCCGCCAGCUACCACCCCGCCCCGCCCCUCCCCAGCGACACCGGCGCCCUCCUCCACCAGAAAUGGCACGCCUGGGUCGAGCACGAGAGCUUCAACCGCAUCUCCUACCGCGCCUUCAUCACCGACACCCAAGCCAGCGUCGCCCUAUCCACGAACCCCCUCAUCUCCUUUGCCGAGAUGAAGACCCCCAUGCCCACCUCGCGCCACCUAUGGCUAGCCCGCAGCGCCGAGGAGUGGAAGGCCGUGUACCUUAGUCUGCCGCGCGCCCCCACCACGGCCAGCCUCGUCGACUACAUGAACGCGCCCGCCGACUUCGACACCUGCUACGACGUGCACUUUUGCCAAGUCAUCGUCCUCUGCGGCUCCUGGGGCAUGUUCUGGCACUACCACCAGCUCCGCGACGAGCUCCCCGCCCGGCCCGAGGCCGCCCUCCUGCUCGAGCUGCUCUACAUGCACCUCCACAUGCCCUUUCAGGAAGUCGAGCUCUUCGCCGGCAAGGGCACCCUCGACGACGCCCGCAGGGCCCUCCCCGUCCUCCGCGGCUGGCUCGAUAACGAAGAGUCCCGCAGGGCCGUGUGGCAUGCCGGCCAGGUCCUCCGCGCCGCGGCCACCUUUCGCCCCAUGCACCUCCGUGCCUUCUUUGCUAUCGGCGUAUACCAGGCCGCGCUCACCAUUUGGGUCUACAGCAUCGCUCCCCAAAUCAAGGGAGGCAGCGUCGGCAUGGCCAACGCCGCCGCCGCCGCCGCCGCUGCUGCUACUACUGCUGCCCCCACGCUUCAUCAGCCGGGGAAGCCGGACCUGUGUGUCAUUCGCCCCGGCGGGUCACAUGCGGACAUGAUGCCACCUAUCCCCUUGACCGACCAGGAGUCCAUCGUCAACAUGGUGCAGGAGACGCUAAACGACAAUUUCCAGGGGUGCGACGCUCUGCCCCCGCUUGUGGAGAACCUUAACCUCCUCCUCCACAACCUUGGACGGGCAGCCACUAGUAUCAAGACCUGA